Messenger RNA from Botrytis cinerea B05.10, 4197 nucleotides. RefSeq lists its product as hypothetical. The transcript has a single exon. Lineage: Eukaryota; Fungi; Ascomycota; Leotiomycetes; Helotiales; Sclerotiniaceae. The record is from RefSeq and is a predicted model, not a curated record. Bases 54 to 3917 code for a protein of 1287 amino acids. Gene Ontology annotation, molecular function: protein binding.
GUCAACUUUAUAAAGUGCCAGUCAAUGGAUUAGAAAAUGCAUGCCGGCAGCUGAUGCCUCCAUUUUCGAACUCUCUACCAAGACGAUGGUCGCCAUCGGAAUUGCCAAUUCUUCCGUUCCUUGCACCGAGAGUCUUCCAGCCAUGGCCGUCCAAGAGUGCCGAAAUUUAUUUGAAGACGAAAACGGGACAAGAUCAAGGCCAUGAUGGGCGUGCACGAUCGACAGUUAGGAGGGGAGAUACAUAUUCAGAGUGUCCGGGAGGUUCAUCACCAAAUGUGCUAGUGCAACCCAACACAGGAUAUACUAGAUUCAACAAACGACGAACAACCCCCACUUCCUUCGCCCGCAUAGACAUUCCUGAUCAUGGGUCUAUAAGACAAUUCUCUUCGAAAGGCAGUUUCGGGAGGACAACUGAAAGCACUGGAGGCGGGUCGCCCACUGAAGAUCACACAAAAUCACCAUAUAAAUCAGGGCCCAAUGAACCAGUGGAGUGUCAACCGAGUCCCCCCGCAUCAGCUCGUCAAGACCCGGGGAAAACAGGAGAUUCUAUGAACGCAAGCUCUUCAUUGAGGCCUCGUCGUGUGCGAUCAACUGCAUCAUCGUUUUAUCGUCCAAGCAUAAAUCUUGAGGCACAUCAUGUGCCUUCCAGACCGGGUGCACUCCAUUCGCGACUAAAAACUAUUUCCAACAAGAUCCUUUUGUAUAAGCAGGAUGUUUCUACGUCACGUAAUACUAAGCCCAAUCGCUCUGGAAAUUCUACUGCUCUUCCUCUCCACGAGUUGUCAAAACUUGUGCCUCAACAACCUUCAUCAUCCGUACCUGUCUCCACAGCUCGAACCGAAACUACUUCGCGCCAAGGAACUUCACCCCUUUCUCUACAGGUCAAGAUGUCACCGGAAAACUCUAGCAAUGAAUCCAAUUCAUCAGAUGAGUCUUUCGCCGUUGCGACAACGACAAAAUUCAAGAGAACCCGUCACAAAUCUACCAGGGAUAAAUUUAGAAGAACAGAUCGGCCGGUUAUAGGGUCUCGUAUCAAGAACAACCUCCUGAGAAGGUCUCUCUUUUUCCGGCGACCUAGUGGUUAUAAGUUUCUUCGUGAAAAUUAUCGACGACCAAAGGGCAUGCUGUCCGUCAAUAGGAAUAUCUCUUUGAAUCGGCGACGCCUACACUCUGAUCGUUUCACAACUGAUCCAGCAUUACGCCAGGACUUACUUACUCAUUAUGAACUUUGGGCCCAGCAACAAGGCCUCCCAGAGCUCUCAACCAAAUAUCUUAGAGUAAAAUUGAAUGCAGGAGCAAAUUUCAUGAAGUUGAAAACGUGGAAAUGGUCUUCAAAAUUUGCUAUUGUCAAUCAGCGACACGAAGAUGCUUUAAAGGGUCAUCCCAAAUUGGAGUACAAUAAAAUUGCUGUAUCAAAAUUUCCCCUUGCAUCGAGGUUACUGUUCAUCAAGCAAGACAAUGUCACUGCCCUAGCUGCCAUUUGGCGUCGAGUUCCCACAGAGAUCCGUUCUCAUGUUUGGGAGGACCUUAUGCUUACAGCGAUGGACCAAUAUCCUGCAUCUACUCUCAAACUACUACUUGCAACAUAUCAAGCACCAUCUUUUCCACCUGGAUGGGCCGCAAAUGACUGCCUUGAUUUUGUAAUAUCUCAUUACUUUGGGUCGCAAGAGCAAAAACCCACUUCAGAAUCGUUUAAUGCCGAGGAUCUUCGACAAAUAUUUGAGAGUGUACAAUAUCUCCAGCUUCGCGGCCUCCGGCUGAGUGCGCGCUCAAUCUACUUGUUACAAUUGAUGAUGAAUGACCAAGAAUUUAAGACAUUCUAUCUCAUACUGACAGGCACAAGACAACAUCUCACUGGCAAAACUUUACUACGAUUUGCCUAUCGUUUUGCACGGUUUCGCCAGACAGACAUGGCUUUUCAAGUACUGCAGCAAGCAACUCGACAAGGCAUUAAUCUAAACCUUGGAAGAUGGCCACAAAUCUGCAAUGUGCUUCUCACCGGCAGAUAUCGUGACCAUAAUGCACAUGCUACUGAUACAGAACUUUUUGAUUUCAUGCUACAUCACGGUCUGAAGCCCGGGAUCGUUACAUAUAAUAUCCUGAUACAAAAUUCACUUCAAGCUGGAGACCAUGUUACGGCGUGGCAAAUCUAUGAUAUGAUGAUUGAAAACCGAGUAAUGGCGGACGUGUACACCUAUUCAAUCAUGCUAAAUGAUGCCAAGAUUCGUAGGGAUGACGUUGCGGUCGAAAAAUUGGCGCACUGGAUGAGCGAAGACGGUGUUCGAAACAGUUAUACUGUUACAGACAUAUUAGACACAAUAUUUCGCUUACACAGGCGAGAGUAUUUCAAGCGCCCACCCAGUGAGAGAAGAUCUCUUCAAACGUCAUUCUCGCAGAUGCUUCCAAUCUAUAUGAAGAACUUCGAGGUGGAACCAUUGGCUCAACUCAUACCCAGAUUUCAGGAGAAUUUCUUAGGUGUGGGGUUGAUGAAUCGUGACGACGGAAUAGAUGACACCCACCAUGACAUCCAAGGUCGUGUAGAAGAGGAACAACAUCAUCUCGAACUGUCUACUACAGAUCAAUCCGAAACUGCUGUACCACAUCACGAGUCCGCUUCCGAAGACCUUCUUCUAGAACCGAACUAUGUAACCUUAAUAGUGAUGCUGAAAUCAUACAUUGGAAGUGUUCGAAACUACAAGGCUCUAUUGAGAUUUUACAGCCAUUUCAAAGCCCUGAUAGCUGCAAGAGAUCCAAUAGUCGCCCCUCUACUUGUAGAGGCUCAAAUCUACAACCAUUUGCUCGUUGGGCUUGGCCAUCUCGAAGCGCCAAUGCACGAAUGCCUGAAAAUUGUCGCUGAUAUGCAAGUUUCGCAUCCCAAACUAAAAAACUCGGUAACAGAAACUGAGAUUGGACAAUCUCUUGAUGAGGGUGAUGAUGCUGCGGCGUCAAGUAGUUCGGAACAGAGCGACAAUGAUUCCGAGUUGGAUGAUGCGUCCUCUGAUGCGACUGAUGAUACUUUCCAGCCACCUCCUCCAAGUCUUCAUACAUGGACUACUUUACUUAACGUAUUCAUGCAACGUCAACAACCUCGUGCAGCCGAAAAGGUGUUACAGAUCAUGAUUGAGAAAGAGGGUUUGGAGCCCAACCAAGCAACAUGGAAUGCAUUGACUAUGGGCUACAUGAGACUCCAAGACCCACAAAUGACUGCAGACGCUCUCAUCAGAACAAAGCGGGCUGGAUUUAUUGUUGACCAUAUCAUGGCAAGCAGAUGGUGGCUCAGAUUUCAAGCUAGGGCUCGUUUAAGUGAAGCAUUGCAAUCUGCUUCUGGUGAUAAUGAGACGACACUGGCAGAUGUAGCCUAUGCAAUGGAGUCUGAGUCCGAGAUGCACGAUUCGGCUGAGGACGAUAUCAUCGAUGAAGAGGUUUUGGAGGCUACCACUUCUAAAACAGGAGAUAUAUAUCGUAUCUUUCAGCGCCGUCUACACGCUGUCAAUUCUCCUGUCUAUCCUAAUUGGAUAUUUGACGCUAUGAUCCGGGUCGGUGAAGAAAAUGUUAUCGAACCGGAAACAGAGCCAAUAAGCGAUGAAGUAGCCGAACCUGAAAAUGAACCGACUGGAUCUUUGGAUCGACCAAGUGAACAGGCAGCCAAACCAACCAUCGAAGGUGUAGCCAAGUCUGAAAUUUUAUCAGCUCAAUCAUCAAACAAGCCAAUUAGUGUCAAAGAACAGAUUCAAGGACAUCUUCCAGACAACCAAAUAAACGACCAUAUUAAACAACCACAACGGCAAUCAGAGAUUGAAGAUAAAAGAGAGCCGAGACUACUACCAGCCAAUAAGCUACUAGUUCGAAGAACGACGCAAUGGCUAAUGACGCCUGAAGCAAAAGCUUUCCGCCGCAGUUCCCAGGAAAAGGGUUAAUUACAAGGAGUAAAUCCUGUUGACGGUUGUGAUGAAAAUGAUAAGGAUCGACAAUCUCGAAGAUGUAAAUAUUGUGUUACAUAUCUACAUGAGACUGAGAUUAAAGCUUGUAAUUCUUUGUAUAUACACCAGUUUUACAUAUGCACAGUGCUAUUGCUAUUAGGGUUGUUUUGGAUAUAGACGUUAUUGAAAACUGGGCGAAAUGUAACAUUUCAUUUACCUAUGUGCAACUAUGUAUUAUACUUUACGAUAGAUUAGACGAAUUAGAAAUUCAUCUCCA